Messenger RNA from Haliaeetus leucocephalus (bald eagle), 935 nucleotides. RefSeq names its product neurotensin (gene NTS). Gene Ontology annotation, cellular component: axon terminus; extracellular region. The record is from RefSeq and is a predicted model, not a curated record. The transcript is spliced from 4 exons. Gene Ontology annotation, molecular function: neuropeptide hormone activity. Lineage: Eukaryota; Metazoa; Chordata; Aves; Accipitriformes; Accipitridae. Bases 215 to 709 code for a protein of 164 amino acids.
UGAGGGAGGGAACUUCAUCAGGAGGCGAUGGCGGCACCGCCGUGACAUCACCCCGCGGCUUAUAUAGUUGGGGAAGGGUCCGGGUCCCCCCGUCUUGGUGCCAGCGAGCGUGCUGAGGGGGGCGCGGGGGGUCUCUGUGUCUGUCUGUCUGUCUGUCUCUCCGUCUCUCCCCAGGAUUUAUGGACUUUACUUUCUAGAGGGCGGCGCGGCAAGGAUGAGAGCCCAGCUGGUGUGCGUGGUGCUGCUGGCUUUGGCCUCCUGCAGCCUCUGCUCAGAUUCAGAAGAGGAAAUGAAAGCGUUAGAAGCAGAUUUAUUGACCAAUAUGUACACAUCAAAGAUUAACAGAGCAAAACUUCCUUACUGGAAAAUGACCCUGCUAAAUGUCUGCAAUCUUCUCAACAACAUGAACAACCAAGUGGGGGAAACAGUAGAAGUAGAUGAAGAGGAUUUGGUUUCAGGAAGACAGUUUCCUACUGCUCUGGAUGGCUUCAGCUUGGAAGCAAUGCUGACAGUAUAUCAACUCCAAAAAGUCUGCCACAGCAGAGCCUUUCAGCAUUGGGAGUUACUUCAGCAAGAUGCUUUUGAUCUAGAGAACUCAAGCCAAGACAAGGAAAUAAUGAAAAGAAAAAAUCCCUAUAUUCUGAAACGGCAGCUACAUGUGAACAAAGCUAGAAGACCCUACAUACUCAAGAGAAGUUCAUAUUACUGAUGCAGCAGAAGAAAACAAUGUAUAUUUAGUUUAUAGGUAACUGUGCGUUAUGGUUAUCUUAUUUAAAUCUAAAAUCAUACUUGUGUGAAAAUAUACUAUGGAAAAUCAUCAAGAUGAUAACAUAACUGUGUCUUUUUUGCAAUUGCUGUUUCUUGAUUGUGAUUUUUUCCUACUUGAGAUUAAUUGGACCAAUACAUUUGCAAAUAAAUCUAGUUUCUAAGCAUGA